Molecule: messenger RNA, 1290 nt
Organism: Desarmillaria tabescens
Lineage: Eukaryota; Fungi; Basidiomycota; Agaricomycetes; Agaricales; Physalacriaceae
Exons: 14
Coding region: 149-1087 (312 amino acids)
Source: RefSeq, a predicted model, not a curated record
AUGAAGAAUACCCCUUUCGCACGUACAGGGCCGCCCACCAUGUUCUAUGUAUUGCUAAGAGUCCGCUAUUUCGGAGAAGAGUUUUUAUAUAUCUUCGCCACGCCUAAAGACUAAAUCGCGCCCAACUUCCCGAAUAUUUCCUCCAGACAUGAGCGUUAUCAGCGAUCCGUUUGGCAUGAUUCUCGUCUGUGUAUUUUUAAGUAUCUUGCUUCUAGGCGUCAUGAUAGUCCAGCUGUUUCUAUACAUCGACCGCUAUCCGACAGAUCCGUCAUAUCUCAAGAUCUUCGUCGUAUCGCUCUUUACCUUGGAUGUCCUUAACUCGGUCUUCGUAAUGUUCUGGACAUAUACGAUGCUUAUAGACAAUUUUAUGAACCCUGCAGCAUUCGGUAGAGCCGAUUGGAUUGUCUGCACAGACCCAAUUCUGUCAGGUCUUAUGGCGUCUAUGGUACAAGGUUUCUUCGCCUGGAGAGUAUGGGUGUUGACGAGAAAUCCAUUUUACCUCGGGUUUGUAGUCCUGUGUGCCAUAGCUUCAACAGCGGGCGGAUUAGGGACGGGAAUAUAUGCUGCCAUCAUUGGAGAUUUCAGCGAAUUUCGGAAAAUCAAGGCAGUCGCACUCAUCUGGCUGAUAUCCGGAGCGCUAGGAGAUUUGGCCAUAACCUUGAUUGUCUCAAAUUAUUUGCGCAAAGCUAGGGGAACAUUCCCCAGGACGGACCGCAUUCUGACAAAGCUUAUUCGGUUAACGAUGCAAAACGGUCUCUUGACAUCUGUACUCGCCAUAGUUGAUUUCAGUUUGUACCUCGCUUCGAAUAAGCCUUACUAUUUCGGAAUUGCGUUCCUCAUACCAAAAUUGUACACUAAUUCUGCUCUUUCAAGCCUGAAUGCACGCGCUGUCAAGCGCUCCACUUCUGACGACUCGGAGCGAUCGUCACAUCAGCGAAUGACGACGGAACCUAGGUUUUGGAAUGACGCUGCCCAUUCCGGGAUUGAGACUGGCGUGCGCCCGACAGAGGUUGUUGUUAACGUCGAAAUGGAAUCCCACGAGAUGUCCGAUGUAUUGCAGAAAGAUAAGGAUUUCGCGCCAUAUUAAGAUUUUGAUCAGCAUGGUUAUGACGGUACACCAUAAAGCAUACGGCGCAACAUUAAUACUGUUUCACGCCGUGAUGCCAGCUGAUACCCCGCAUUUUGUUUAGUCCUGAGUAAAAAAGAAAAUUACCAAUGGGAAGGAAGGACGAGCAUCAUUACCGUCGUCAAAUUUCGUUCUGUCAUUACAGGUUUAUCUAUAAAUCAAGG